Melozone crissalis (California towhee) is the source of this 8384-nucleotide messenger RNA. RefSeq names its product plexin A4 (gene PLXNA4). The record is from RefSeq and is a predicted model, not a curated record. NCBI's taxonomy places the organism in Eukaryota, Metazoa, Chordata, Aves, Passeriformes, Passerellidae. Gene Ontology annotation, molecular function: semaphorin receptor activity; protein binding. Gene Ontology annotation, biological process: regulation of GTPase activity; negative regulation of cell adhesion; regulation of cell migration. The transcript has 32 exons. Bases 302 to 5980 code for a protein of 1892 amino acids. Gene Ontology annotation, cellular component: semaphorin receptor complex.
GGAUUGGAGAGAGACACACACGCACACACGCGCGCACACACACACACACACACACACACGCACACAGAGACCAUCUGCAGUGUCAAUGCGGCGCCUGCUCUGAAGACUGAAGUGGGGGGAAAGGAGAGGAGAGAAAUAUAAUAUAUAUAUAUACAUAUAUGUAUAUAUAUAUAUACACACCAAAACCCACCCAAAGCAAGCCAGGAGCAUUCCCAGGACAGAAUCUGCCAGGGAAUUGGCGUUUUGAGGAGUUGUACAGCUUCUAAUCCUUGUUGCCUUGGGAAUACAAACCUCUCUAAUCAUGUCGCCGGCCAUGUGGAAAUGGACUUGCCUGGUUUCCCACCUCCUGCUGUCCACCACAGUGUCACCUCUGGGCAGACAGCAGCCACCCCAUCCAAAGAGGCCCUUCAUCACCUUCACUGCAGAGCAAGCAGAGGGAAACUUCAACCACUUGGUGGUGGACGAAAGGACUGGGCACAUUUACUUGGGGGCCGUCAACAGGAUCUACAAACUCUCCAGUGACCUGAAGGUCCUGGUGACCCAUGAGACUGGUCCUGACGAUGACAAUCCCAAGUGCUAUCCUCCCAGGAUAGUCCAAACCUGCAACGAACCCUUGACGCCCACCAACAACAUAAACAAAAUGCUCCUCAUAGACUACAAGGAGAAUCGGUUGAUAGCCUGUGGGAGUCUGUACCAGGGUAUCUGCAAGCUCCUGAGGCUGGAUGACCUCUUCAAGCUGGGAGAGCCCUUCCACAAGAAGGAGCAUUACCUCUCUGGGGUGAAUGAGAGUGGCUCUGUUUUUGGAGUCAUUGUUUCUUACAGCAACAUGGACGACAAGCUGUUCAUCGCCACGGCUGUGGACGGCAAGCCGGAGUAUUUCCCCACCAUCUCCAGCAGGAAGCUCACCAAGAACUCCGAGGCUGAUGGGAUGUUUGCAUAUGUCUUUCAUGACGAGUUUGUGGCCUCCAUGAUCAAGAUCCCCUCAGACACCUUUACCAUCAUCCCCGACUUUGAUAUCUACUACAUCUACGGCUUCAGCAGCGGGAACUUUGUCUACUUCCUGACUCUGCAGCCUGAGAUGAUCUCCCCACCCGGCUCCACCACGAAGGAGCAGGUUUAUACCUCCAAGCUGGUGAGGCUUUGCAAGGAGGACACGGCCUUCAACUCCUACGUGGAGGUGCCCAUUGGCUGUGAGAAGAACGGGGUGGAAUAUCGAUUGCUGCAGGCUGCCUACUUGUCCAAGGCUGGAGCCAUCCUGGCCAGGUCUCUGGGGGUUGGCCCUGAGGAUGAUAUCCUCUUCACAGUCUUCUCCAAGGGGCAGAAAAGGAAGAUGAAGUCCUUGGAUGAGUCUGCUCUUUGCAUCUUUGUCCUGAAGAACAUCAAUGACCGCAUAAAGGACAGGCUUCAGUCCUGCUACAGGGGAGAGGGGACGCUAGAUCUGGCCUGGCUCAAGGUCAAGGACAUUCCCUGUAGCAGUGCGCUGUUAACAAUUGAUGACAAUUUCUGUGGCCUGGAUAUGAAUGCCCCCUUGGGAGUAUCAUCCAUGGUGCGAGGGCUCCCCAUUUUCACUGAGGAUGGGGACAGGAUGACCUCGGUGAUUGCCUACGUCUACAAGAACCACUCCCUGGCUUUUGUGGGCACCAAGAGUGGGAAGCUCAAGAAGAUCCGUGUGGAUGGCACCACCAAGAACACGCUGGAGUACGAGAUCGUGCAGGUGGUGGACACUGGCCCCAUCCUCCGGGACAUGGCCUUCUCCAUGGACCACGAGCACCUCUACAUCAUGUCUGAGAAGCAGCUCACCAGGGUGCCCGUGGAGUCCUGCAGCCAGCACGAGACCUGCAGCGAGUGCCUGGGCUCGGGAGACCCGCACUGCGGAUGGUGCGUCCUCCACAACACCUGCACGAGGAAGGAGCGGUGCGAGCGCUCCAGCGAGCCGCGCAGAUUCGCCUCGGAGAUGAAGCAGUGCGUCCGCCUCACCGUGCACCCCAACAACAUCUCCGUGUCCCAGUACAACGUUCUGCUGGUCCUGGAGACCUACAACGUCCCCGAGCUGUCUGCAGGAGUCAACUGCACCUUCGAGGACCUCUCGGAGAUGGAUGGGCUGGUGGUGGGCAGCCAGAUCCAGUGCAUCUCUCCAGCUGCCAAGGAGGUGCCCCAGAUCAUCACAGAGAAUGGUGACCAUCACAUUGUCCAGCUGCAGCUCAAGUCCAAGGAAACAGGGAUGACCUUUGCCAGCACCAGCUUUGUCUUCUACAACUGCAGCGUCCACAACUCGUGCCUGUCGUGCGUGGAGAGCCCCUACCGCUGCCACUGGUGCAAGUACCGGCACGUGUGCACCCACGACCCCAGCUCCUGCUCCUUCCAGGAGGGACGAGUCAAGAUGCCUGAGGACUGCCCCCAGCUGCUGCAGGCCGAGAAGAUCCUGGUGCCCGUGGAGGUGAUCAAGCCCAUCACUCUGAAGGCCAAGAACCUGCCCCAGCCCCAGUCAGGCCAGCGGGGCUACGAGUGCAUCCUCAACAUCCAGGGCAGCGAGCAGAGGGUGCCGGCCCUGAGGUUCAACAGCUCCAGCGUGCAGUGCCAGAACACCUCGUACUCGUACGAAGGGAUGGAGAUUAACAGCCUGCCAGUGGAGCUGACAGUCGUGUGGAACGGGAAUUUCAACAUUGACAACCCAGCACAGAACAAAGUUCACCUGUACAAGUGCGGGGCCAUGCGGGACAGCUGCGGACUCUGCCUGAAAGCCGACCCCGACUUCGAGUGCGGCUGGUGCCAGGGGCAGAACCAGUGCACGCUGAAGCAGCACUGCCCAGCCCAGGACAGCCAGUGGCUGGAGCUCUCCAGCACCAAGGGCAAGUGCACCAACCCCAAGAUCACGGAUAUCAACCCCGUGACGGGCCCUCGUGAGGGAGGCACCAGAGUGACCAUCCGUGGGGAGAACCUGGGGCUGGAAUUCCGGGAUAUCGCCUCCCACGUCAAAGUGGCCGGCGUGGAGUGCAAGCCCCUGGUGGAAGGGUACAUCCCAGCAGAGCAGAUCGUGUGUGAGAUGGGGGAGGCCAAGCCCAGCCAGCACGCCGGAUUUGUGGAAAUCUGCGUGGCCGAGUGCAAGCCAGAGUUCAUGGCCAGGUCUUCUCAGCUCUACUACUUCAUGACUCUGACCCUCUCUGACCUGAAGCCGAAGCGAGGACCAGUGUCGGGUGGCACCCAGGUGACAAUCACAGGCAACAACCUCAACGCUGGCAGCAAUGUCAUUGUGACCUUUGGGAGACAGCCCUGCCUCUUCUACAGGAGAUCCACCAAGCACAUUGUCUGUAACACCACGGCCUCCUAUGAAGGCUUUGAGAAGGUGAAGGUGUCUGUGAGAGUGGACAAGGCCAAGAUACAUCAGGAGCUGCACUAUGAAUAUGUAGAGGAUCCCACCAUCCUGAGGAUCGAGCCUGAGUGGAGCAUCUUCAGUGGCAACACUCCCAUUGCUGUGUGGGGAACUCACCUGGACCUCAUCCAAAACCCCCAGAUCCGGGCAAAGCACGGUGGAAAGGAGCAUGUCAAUAACUGUGAGGUGCAGAACAGCACAGAGAUGACCUGUCAGGCCCCAGCUCUGGCUGUGGACCCCAAUCACCAGUCUGAGCUCGCCGAGCGCCCGGAGGAAUUUGGCUUCAUCCUUGACAAUGUGCAGUCCCUGCUGAUCCUCAACAAAACCAACUUCACCUACUAUCCCAACCCCAUCUUUGAGGUUUUCAAUCCCUCAGGGAUCCUGGAGCUGAAGCCUGGAAGUCCCAUUAUCCUGAAGGGCAGGAAUCUGAUCCCACCUGUGGCAGGAGGCAACGCCAGGCUGAACUACACCGUGCUGGUGGGGGAGAAGCCCUGUGCGGUGACCGUGUCAGACGUGCAGCUCCUCUGUGAGUCCCCAAACCUCAUUGGGAGGCACAAGGUGAUGGCUCGUGUAGGAGGGAUGGAGUUCUCCCCAGGGAUGGUGUACAUCUCCCCAGACAGCCCUCUGAGCUUGCCAGCCAUCGUCAGCAUCGCGGUGGCCGGCGGACUGCUCAUCAUCUUCAUCGUGGCCGUGCUCAUCGCCUACAAGCGCAAGUCCCGGGAGAGCGACCUCACCCUCAAGCGCCUGCAGAUGCAGAUGGACAACCUGGAGUCCAGGGUGGCCCUGGAGUGCAAAGAAGCCUUUGCAGAGCUGCAGACAGACAUCCAUGAGCUGACAAGUGACCUGGAUGGAGCUGGGAUCCCUUUCCUCGAUUACCGAACCUACACGAUGAGAGUGCUUUUCCCUGGCAUUGAAGAUCAUCCAGUCCUGAGGGAUUUGGAGGUCCCUGGCUACCGUCAGGAGCGGGUGGAGAAGGGCCUGAAGCUCUUUGCCCAGCUCAUCAACAACAAGGUGUUCCUGCUGUCGUUCAUCCGCACGCUGGAGUCGCAGCGCAGCUUCUCCAUGCGCGACCGCGGCAACGUGGCCUCGCUGAUCAUGACGGUGCUGCAGAGCAAGCUGGAGUACGCCACCGACGUCCUCAAACAGCUCCUGGCUGACCUCAUUGACAAGAACCUGGAAAGCAAGAACCACCCCAAGCUGCUGCUCCGGAGGACAGAGUCUGUGGCUGAGAAAAUGCUCACCAACUGGUUCACCUUCCUCCUCUACAAGUUCCUCAAGGAGUGUGCUGGAGAGCCUCUCUUCUCCCUUUUCUGUGCCAUCAAGCAGCAGAUGGAGAAGGGCCCCAUCGACUCCAUCACGGGGGAGGCGCGGUACUCGCUGAGCGAGGACAAGCUCAUCCGGCAGCAGAUCGACUACAAGACCCUGGUGCUGAGCUGCGUGAACCCCGACAACGUGAACAGCCCCGAGAUCCCGGUGAAGAUCCUCAACUGCGACACCAUCACCCAGGUCAAGGAGAAGAUCCUGGAUGCCAUCUUCAAGAACGUGCCCUGCUCCCACCGGCCCAAAGCUGCUGACAUGGACCUGGAGUGGCGGCAGACGAGCGGGGCGAGGAUGAUCCUUCAGGAUGAGGACAUCACCACCAAGAUAGAGAAUGACUGGAAGAGACUCAACACACUGGCACACUACCAGGUCCCAGAUGGAUCUGUGGUGGCUUUGGUCUCCAAGCAAGUCACUGCCUACAACGCAGUCAACAACUCCACGGUGUCCCGGACGUCAGCCAGCAAGUAUGAAAACAUGAUCCGCUACACAGGCAGCCCCGACAGCCUCCGCUCGCGCACGCCCAUGAUCACCCCUGACCUGGAGAGCGGCGUCAAGAUGUGGCACCUGGUCAAGAACCACGAGCAUGGAGACCAAAAAGAGGGUGACCGAGGCAGCAAGAUGGUUUCUGAGAUCUACCUGACCAGGUUACUGGCCACCAAGGGCACCCUGCAGAAAUUUGUGGACGACCUCUUUGAGACCAUCUUCAGCACUGCCCACCGUGGCAGCGCCCUCCCCCUGGCCAUUAAGUACAUGUUUGAUUUCCUGGAUGAGCAGGCAGACAAGCACAACAUCCACGACCCACACGUGCGGCACACCUGGAAAAGCAACUGCCUCCCCUUGCGGUUCUGGGUCAACAUGAUCAAGAACCCCCAGUUUGUGUUCGACAUUCACAAAAACAGCAUCACCGACGCCUGCCUGUCCGUGGUGGCUCAGACCUUCAUGGACUCCUGCUCCACCUCAGAGCACCGCCUGGGCAAAGACUCUCCCUCCAACAAGCUCCUCUACGCCAAGGACAUCCCCAGCUACAAGAACUGGGUGGAAAGGUACUACUCAGACAUCGCCAAGAUGCCAGCAAUCAGUGACCAGGACAUGAAUGCUUACCUGGCUGAGCAGUCCCGCAUGCACAUGAACGAGUUCAACACCAUGAGCGCACUCUCCGAGAUCUACUCCUACGUGGGCAAGUACAGCGAGGAGAUUCUCGGAGCCCUCGAUCAAGACGACCAGGCUGGGAAACAGAAACUUGCCUACAAACUUGAACAAGUUAUAACCCUCAUGAGCAUAGACAGCUGAGAACUGUCCUGCCAGGGACACCCUGGGAGGGAUAAACCAAGUCGUGCCUCACUCAAGAUCAUCAUCUUUACCAAGUGCAAGUUUUGAUGGGCUGUAAGCAGAGUCACCCGAACAGCGCUCCUCUCUCUCUCUCUCUCUCCUCUCCCUCUCUCUUUCUCUCUUUUCCUUCUCUUUCCAAAUCUAUGGACAAAGCAUCAGAGCCCCAGGGUUUAAAAGAAAAGACUGCAGAGGAAUCUUGGCUCUGGGGCCAUGAAGACAUCUGGGUGGAGCUCUCCUUUUCACAGCUUCCCCUCUGCCUUUUGCCCUAGAGAGAAACUAUUGAACACACGUGAAAACCCCACCAACCCUCGCCCAGCAUCGCAUCCUCACUCUGCAGAGGUGAAAUGGGGGGUAACUUCUGUCAUGCUGCUUUAACUGCCCUCCGAGGGCUGUAGCCUCUGGAGAGGACAUGGAAAUGAACUCAGUAUUACUCAAGUGUCCCCAAGGGGAAGGCAGCCUGCCUGCAGGGCUCCUGGAGGGCAGAGCCAUUGCAAUUCUAUCCCUCGAUAGCCACCCACUGGGAGAGGAGGCUCCCCGAAAAAUGCCACAGCUUUUGUCCAGAGCAGGGCCACCGUGGCUCAUCCUGCCUGUGUAAACAGCUGCUCUCCUGGGCCAGGGAAAGGGUCAAGAGGGGACGAGGAGACCGACGCUGCCCUGCCCAUGUGUUUCAUAUGGUUCUUCUUAUUUUCCCAAGAGCCGCGUGUCCCCCUCCGUCUUUCCCGUCGUGUCCUGUUGGUCGUAGCACUGCAGCAAAACGCUCUCUCUGCUGGGUGGCAUCCUGUCAGUGGUGGUGGUCCUGCUCCUCCCGGCCAUGGAGAGCACAGCAUCAUGCCCCUUGUUCCCACCUUGGCUUGGAAAGCAGGAGCCACAGGCCUCGGAUUGUUCCAGGCAAGGAGCUCAGCCUCAAAAGAAGAACCAGAAGGAUUUUUUGUUUUGUUUUGUUUUUUUAAGCUGUUCUUUCCAUUUUGUUUCCUCAACUGGAACACAGCUGUUGUUUUCCCACAGUGGAAUAUCAGAGGGUUACUGAAAUGCUUGCUGUGAAGUGAGGUGGUGCACGAGGCUGAUGGUGAAGCCUUCCUUCCAAGCUGCUCCUAAGAGGAAAUGUCACCACACACUUUGGAAGGAAAUCUUGGAGGAAAUCCAAAUGAAACACUGCAAAAAAAUUCUUCUACCUAGAUCCCCCCAGCUGAACUGCCUGUCUCCUGGAGGUCUCUGAACUGCUGUGAGCCCAUCUGCCUUUUGGUGCCAGCUCCUGGCCUUUCCUCUCCUCCAUUUCUGGAACCAACAGGCCUUGCUGAAGGCACAGUUGCUGCCUAGGAAGGAUUUUAUCUCUCUUUGCACUUCUUAUCCCUUCAGGGAUCGCUGUCACCAUGGGACAAUUGUGGGGGAUCACCCUGUCCCUGUGCCAUCCUCUGCUCAGCUUCUCCAGACCAUCUCAACUCGUUUUAUGGCCAACCAAAGGGGAGUGAGCUCCUGCAUCUCUUUUUGCCUUCAGCUGUUCCACUCACACGGCUGCCAGCCCAGAUAACACCAUGACCAGAGACCCUCCGGGUGUGGAGAACCUUCCUUGUUCCCCAGGGAGGCAAGAGCUGGGUCAACAUCCAUCUCUCCAGCCAAAAGCAUAGCUCCCUGGCAGAUGGAGGAGUGGCUGGAGGAUCAGCCCACAUCCACCUCACCCCAUCCUUGGAGCAACAGCCUGGAUCUGCUUUGCACCUGGAGGGAGGAAGGGGUGCAGGGUGUGUAAAGUGAUUACAGAGCGAGUUUGUUUGGGUUCAUUCCUGUCUCUUGCUGUCAAACCAGAACCUUUUGGGAGUGACAGAUCCCGGGUGUGCGUGAGGGAUGGUGUGGUGCAAGCAGGAGCCAGGCAGCGGGAGGGUUUCCUUCAGCCAGGCAGAUACACACGUAGGCGAGUCCAAAACCACUCAGUCCAACACUGGACGUGUCUGUGGGGAGAAAAAUCACCACAUUCACGUUGAAACAGCAAACUUAGGGACACGUCUUGGUUUUAAACCCCCCAGACAUUUCUUUCUUGAUUGCAAUUCCAAUUAUUUUGUGCGUGUGCGUGUGUAUCUGUGUGCGCGUGUGCGUUUCCUUCCUCUUUUUUAUUUUUGGUUCUGCUUGCUUUCUGUGGGAUUGCUGAGCUGAUGGACUCAUCAUGCACCUUAUGGACAUCUCAGCAGUUUUAAGAGGCCUGCGCAUUGGGGAUGGUUUGGGUUUGGUUGGUUCUGCCAUGGUUUUGUUGAUCCAUUUUAGUAAUGUCGGCGCAUGUUCCAGAUCCAUUGAUUAAUGGCUGUGAAAGUGGGAAGUCCCACCAGAGCCAGUGGUAAGAAAAUGACAACAAACAACACACAAACACAGUAUUUUU